Torulaspora delbrueckii is the source of this 2250-nucleotide messenger RNA. It is a transcript of the gene SIP1, whose product is annotated as Sip1p. Gene Ontology annotation, cellular component: nucleus; nucleotide-activated protein kinase complex; cytoplasm. The record is from RefSeq and is a predicted model, not a curated record. Gene Ontology annotation, biological process: signal transduction. Gene Ontology annotation, molecular function: protein kinase binding. NCBI's taxonomy places the organism in Eukaryota, Fungi, Ascomycota, Saccharomycetes, Saccharomycetales, Saccharomycetaceae. The transcript has a single exon. Bases 1 to 2250 code for a protein of 749 amino acids.
AUGGGUAAUUCGCCCUCGGUUCAAGAACAUCAGCAACAACCGCACGGUGUGCUGGAUGCAAAUCACCCUUUCAGAAGGGCGCAAUUGGGGAAUGAAAUGAAUUCGGGAAGACAACAGAGUAUCACGUCACAGCUUUUCCCAAGUAGGAACACUAGACAUGUCGGUCCACAUUCGAUGAAUGCCAAGAGAAAUCGCCAUCCUCAUCCGCAACCUCCUUCGUUGUUCAAGUCGGAUUAUUCACUUCGCAGCACUGCAGAAGAGACUCCGGCAAACACAGGUUCCACUGAAAAUAUAAGAGAUAAUAUGGCUGGAUUAUCGUUAAAGAGUUCUAAUGAAAAUGCUCAGGUGCCUUCGUUCCUAACACCGGGUCAUUCUACUCCAACAGUACAACCUACGAGACAGGCUGCAGUUCCGGCAGCUGAUCUAAAGAAUAAAUUGCAGAAUGGUUUAAAUCAACAGAAGGAAAUCUCAUCUCAUAGGUUUCAACGUCCCAGUGUGGUAGCUUUGAAAAAGACUUUGCUUGAUGACGGUGAACUACAUUCUACUAGUUCAAGGUCCACGUCAGGCGAUGUCGUAAGCUCCGCGUCCCUAGAUAUAUACUCUGCAUUGAACCUUGAUUCACCAACUCAAAGUGGUUCCAAGGCAAAAGACACAGACGCCGAUCCAGAUACCUCGGAUUUCGACGAUAUUAGUGAUGAUGGGUAUUUGCAAAGUGAAGAUGUCGUGUUGAAUCAAUCACUCUUACAGAAUGUUUUGAGGAGAGAUAUGAAGAGGAAAAGACCUGCAAAGAAAUCCAAGGUUCCCAAUACAAGUCAUGUAUCAAAUUUGAAAGCUAGUAGUAACUCGGUAUCCUACGAGAGCUUAGAGAAUGGUAACGUGCCGGAUGCGAAAAAACUAAAAUCUUUAAGUUAUGACGGUUCUCUACCCAGUUUCCAACCUACCGCUCAGAAUAAUGAUCGUUUGAACGGAUUGGCUCACGACAAUGGAUUCAAUAGAAUCGAUUCCUUUGAAAAAGGGUCUGUCGAACAUAGAGAGGUCGAGACUUCUCCAACAAUGAGGAAUUCAUCGUCGGCAUCACCAAGUUCAAGCUCCAUAAUCUCAAAUACAGAACCAGAGAAAGUUCAUGUGAUUUUAAAAUGGAGGGACCAAAUUGAAGACCCUUCCAAAUGUAAAAUUACUAUCAUCAGUACUGAUAUUGCGUCAGCACUAAAUUUUGAUCCAUCUGACAAAUCAUUCCAUGGCACCUUUUCCAUGAAAUACGACGAGAAGGAAAACAACUUUUAUGUUCCAAAUCUUUCAUUGCCACCUGGUAUUUACAAAUUUCAAUUCGUUAUCAAUGGUGAAAUCAGACACUCAAACCUAUUGCCAUCAGCAACAGACUCCGUCGGUAACAUCGUUAAUUGGUUCGAAGUCAUCCCUGGUUAUGAAAGUGUCGAGCCUUUUAGAAAUGAAAUCGACUACCAUGAAAAUAUGGGAAUCGACCCCCCACAAUCUGACUCAAGCACUAGUACUGGUAAACAUCAUGACGAAUCUCCGGGCAAAGUGCCUUUGGUGCAGCCCGUGCCGGGAAGACCACCUUUAGCGGCACGUCAUACUUCUUCAUAUUCCAACAAACAAGAGAGGUCUGGAACCCCUUACUCGGAUUAUACUGGUGUAAGCAGAUGUAAUUCAGCGGUCAGAAAAUCGCCAUUAAUACAUCAAACACUUAGUAGCAUAGAUCUGGUCACAGCAUUGCAACCCAAGAAAUACGAAUACUCGAAUGAGAUACCCGAGCUGUUUAAAGCAGGUAACGUAUUAGGCCAGAGUGAUGAAAAUCAAUUCCCAACUCCACCACCACCUCCAAUGAACCCGCCAUCAUAUGAUCAGCCUAGUUUCUUAGAGAAUGUUGUGGAUUGUAAUCAGGAUAAUUUGUUUGUUAGCCUUCAACAGGGCGGACUUCUCGAUGCAGAAACUGCAGAACAGUUGUUUUUGGAGAAAUACACUGUGCCAGAUUUACCAGUGUAUCUGAACUCGACGUACUUAAACAAGAUCUUCAACGAGUUUCAAAAGCACAACUCUUUGGGAAGCAACUCCAGCGGUUUGAAUCAUAUCAUUCCACAUGUUAACUUAAACCAUCUACUGACAAGCAGUAUCAGAGAUGAAAUGAUCAGUGUUGGCUGUACUACUAGAUACGAGGGUAAAUUUAUCACUCAAGUAGUAUACGCUCCUUGUUACUACGCCAGUGGUCCAAAGGCGGAGGGCAAGAAGUGA